Molecule: messenger RNA, 924 nt
Organism: Cyprinodon tularosa
Lineage: Eukaryota; Metazoa; Chordata; Actinopteri; Cyprinodontiformes; Cyprinodontidae
Product: carcinoembryonic antigen-related cell adhesion molecule 1-like
Exons: 6
Coding region: 1-924 (307 amino acids)
Source: RefSeq, a predicted model, not a curated record
AUGCUUCCCCUCGCCUGCCUUAUUGACCCCAGCCCCCCUCCUUCGGGCCGAAACAACUGUCAGAGUCCUCCCUUCAACCCGAAGGCGAAGGGAGGCGACCCUCUCGUCUACCGGGGUGAACUCCAACACGAGACGGCUGAGCUGGGGGGAGACAAGCAGCCCCACCCCCGCCCUCCGCCUCUCCUCGCGGAGCCUGUCUCUAAUGUAAAAGUUAAACAAGACUCCUCCAACUUGAUUGAGUUUAACAAAUCUGCCAGCUUCUUCUGCUCCUUGUCUGGAUCAUCUCUCUCCUUCCGUUGGAUGAAAGACUCCUCAGAGAUUACGGCCAGUGACAGAGUUCAGAUUACUGAUGGAGGAUCCACUCUGACUAUUGUCAAUGUGACCAGAAAUGACGAGGGAUCAUACAGCUGUGAAGUGUUCAAUCCUGUCAGCAAUGCCAACAGUGACCCAGUAUUCCUCUCUGUCAGCUAUGGCCCAGAAAAAGUCACAUUAAAGGUUGACCCUGAACCUCAUAAACCAUACGUGGAAGGUUCAGACAUCACCUUGUCUUGCUUGUCUGACUCCAGACCUCCUGCAACGUUUUAUUGGCUCCUGAAUGAAAAACUUCUAUCUGAUUCUGAACAUGAGCUCAAGCUAAUCAGUGUUAAUAAGAAUCAGAGUGGAAACUACAGCUGUUUUUGUGGUCUGGGAGGGCAUUCCACAGGCGGGGAGCUGCGGCUUCAAAGGCCCUGUCGCCCAUUGUUUUUAGCCGUGUCCUUGGUGGGCUCAGACGGUGCUGUUGGCCUGACCGGGUCCGGGAAGAGGUGUGUGGUACUGGAGCUUCUGAAGGCUCCUGCCAGAGAUCCCGAUGAGGAGAGCGUUGCAGUAAUCCAGCCUGGAGGAGACGAAGGCAUGGACAAGCUUAUCUGCAACAGGGAGGGAUAG